ACGUGGCGGUCGUGUUCAAUGCAGUUGGAGUUGGUCUGAAUAAUGGAGACUUAGCAACAAGCAGCUGUCUGGGGCGACAGACUAUUACUAAUGGACGGUUUUCUGCAUUAAUCUGAUCUGCUGUGGUUCCUUUAGAGGGGAUUAAUAGACUGGAAGUGUUCUCUUAUUCAUUUUAUUCCAUUAUUUUUAAGCCUAAAACAGAUUCAGCAUUUGCAGUUGUUCAGCGAGGAAUAUUUGAGGAAAGAAAAGCUGCAGGAGUCUGGUCAUUUAAUAUGAGGGUUAUUAUGAGUGAGAUUCCUGACUGCUGAACAUGGACGAGGAAACGUUGAAGAGUGCACUGGUAUUUUUCCAGAGUGACAGGACUUCAUAUGGAGAGUUUCGCAAAGGUCGAAAACCUGAUUACCUCCGGAAAUCAGAUCGGAGUUACUCUCAGUUUUUCAGGGAUUUUCUGCUUCCCAAUUUCCCAUGCAUACUGUCGCCUGAGUUUACAGAAGGCUGGAGGAGCAGGCAAGAGUGGGUGAAAGGGGAUGGCAAGCCUGACUUUGAGCACUUGCUGAAACAUUUUGGAGAUUUUGUUGUCCCUGUGGCCAACUGUGAUGUGAAGGAAUACAAUGCAAAUCCAAAGCACAAUAUCCCAUUAAGGGACUACCUCAAUUACUGGAGAGAACACAGGGAGAGUGGCUAUUCAUCUCCACAGGGCUGCUUGUACAUGAAAGACUGGCACAUGCACAGGGUUUUCCCUGAUCAUGGGGUAUACAGUACUCCUCUCUUCUUCCAGUCUGACUGGCUGAAUGAAUACUGGGACUCUAUUCAAUUGGACGAUUAUCGUUUUGUUUACAUGGGCCCCAAAGGAUCAUGGACACCAUUUCAUGCUGAUGUGUUCCGAUCAUACAGCUGGUCAGCCAACAUCUGUGGGCGGAAGAAGUGGCUGCUGUUCCCACCUGGUGAAGAGGAACAUUUGAAGGACCACAGUGGUAACCUUAUUUAUGAUGUCCAGUCUCCAGUUCUGCAGGACAAGAAUCGCUACCCAAAAUACAGUCAGUGCUGCCAACCCAUUGAGGUGGUGCAGGAUGCUGGAGAGGUCAUCUUUGUUCCAAGCAGUUGGCACCAUCAAGUUUACAAUCUGGAGGACACCAUCUCCAUUAACCACAACUGGCUGAAUGGCUGCAACAUAGACAUCAUGUGGCAAUUCCUCCAACAGGAGCUGAUGGCAGUCCAGGAAGAGAUCAGAGAGUGGAAGAACCAUAUGGAGGGUUGGAAUCAACAUUGUCAGUUGCUGUUGAAAUCAUGCACUGGAAUCAGCUACCAUGAAUUCUAUACCUUUCUGAAAAUAAUUGCUAAAAAUAGAAUAGCAGUAUUGGAGGCUACUUCAGGAGACUCAGCAGCCUUCCAUAGGACAUAUCCUGCAGAACUAUCCACUCUCGGAGUGUGUCACUCAGUAUUUGAUUUACACCAGACUGAAGAUGUCUUGACUUCAAUGCUCACCAAUGAGAACUUCAGUAUGCUAGACUCAGACUUGUUGGAUCCUCGUCCAGAGGACCUGCUGGAUGAUAUUAAAGAAAUAAAGGAUGCUGUCUCGUCAUAAUA
Molecule: messenger RNA, 1587 nt
Organism: Hemiscyllium ocellatum (epaulette shark)
Lineage: Eukaryota; Metazoa; Chordata; Chondrichthyes; Orectolobiformes; Hemiscylliidae
Gene: jmjd4
Product: jumonji domain containing 4
Exons: 6
Coding region: 311-1585 (424 amino acids)
Biological process (GO): protein hydroxylation; positive regulation of translational termination; negative regulation of gene expression
Cellular component (GO): cytoplasm; nucleus
Molecular function (GO): sequence-specific DNA binding; histone H4R3 demethylase activity
Source: RefSeq, a predicted model, not a curated record